This is a messenger RNA of Orbilia oligospora ATCC 24927, 336 nucleotides long. RefSeq lists its product as uncharacterized. The transcript has a single exon. The record is from RefSeq and is a predicted model, not a curated record. Lineage: Eukaryota; Fungi; Ascomycota; Orbiliomycetes; Orbiliales; Orbiliaceae. Gene Ontology annotation, biological process: 2-oxoglutarate metabolic process. Bases 1 to 336 code for a protein of 111 amino acids.
AUGAACCCAACCAGAGUCCUCGCCCGCCGCACCCCACUCAUCCACUUCAUCGGAAAACGCUCUAUCCCAGAGGCCAUUGACCAUAGUCCUCGUGUCCACCCGGCGUCUCCAUCAUCCUCUCUCCCAACCUCCUUCAAGCAAUACCGUGAAUCAGUUGCCAACCAACAUGGUCCCUUAGCCACUCGAUCCGCAUCCUCCAAAUCCUACUUCUCGCCAGCCCCACCACAAGGUCAAUUCUUCGACCGAAGCGAGCUUCCUGCUAGGUUCGGACGUCUCAAGUGGUCUUCUGCUGAGAUUGACGCUGUUGAGAGCGGUGGCGCCAAUCUUGCUGCUUAA